This is a messenger RNA of Nematocida homosporus, 240 nucleotides long. RefSeq lists its product as uncharacterized. The coding region runs from base 1 to 240 and encodes 79 amino acids. NCBI's taxonomy places the organism in Eukaryota, Fungi, Microsporidia. The transcript has a single exon. The record is from RefSeq and is a predicted model, not a curated record.
AUGGGAGUCCCCGAAGUCCAGAACCCCACUUUUCAGCCCCAAUUAGCCACUGAGAAGCGUAAAAGAAAAAGAGUCAAAAGAACUUCAGAAUCAACUGAAGUAGAAAGUCCUUUAGUUGUUCCAACUAUAUCUAAAGUAGUUGAUCUAUCUAGUACGACAGAAGAUUAUCAUAUCUAUACUGAAUUCCUUAAUCAAAGACUGAAUGGUGAGCGCGUAUCAUCUAUCAACUUUUUUAAAUAA